UCUAUGUAAAGGUCCGCAGGAAUGGAAAGACAUUCGCCAAAUGAUUCAGAUCCCGGGAAGGAAACGGAAUUCCCAUGGCUGUUCGAAAGAAAACAGUUGAAACUUUUAUCCAAACACGCCAGUGCGCAUGCGCCGCAGUGCAGUGACGUGUCUGAAAGGUGUCAAACGGGAUGUAAAAAUGAUCGAAAAGGCUCCGGAUAAACCAACGAACCAGGUUAACAGGAGCCAGAACCAGCCGUUCAGAUCGCUUCACAGCCAGGGCUGAACUCUCGGAACCGGACCGGGGAACCAGAGGACCGGGGGAUGUCUCGGAGGCGGCUGGACAGCCGCAGCGGGCUACCCGCCGGGCUGCUGGCCGAGACCCAGACCCCGAUCAGCUCCGAGCCGCUGGACAUCGCCUAUGAGGUGACCGGAGAGCUGGGCAGGGGGAAGUUUGCGGUGGUGAAGCGCUGCGUGGAGAAAAGUUCGGGGAAAGAGUUCGCCGCCAAGUUCCUGAGGAAGAGGAGGCGGGGCCGGGACUGCCGGGCCGAGGCCGUCCAUGAGAUGGCGGUUCUGGAGUUGGCCCGGAACAGCCCGCGGGUCGUCAACCUGUACGCUGCCCACGAGACCGACCACGACCUGGUGCUGCUGCUCGAGUACGCCGCCGGCGGGGAGAUCUUCGACCUGUGCGUUUCGGAGGAGCUGCUGCCUGAGGCCCAGGUGACCCGGCUGAUCCGACAGACCCUGGAGGGGGUCCAACACCUGCACCAGAACCAGCUGGUCCAUCUGGACCUCAAGCCACAGAACAUCCUGCUGACCAGCCUGGCCCCGCCGGGCGACAUCAAGAUCGUCGACUUCGGCCUCGCCCGCCGCCUGGGGACGGCUGGCGAGCUGCGAGAGAUCCUGGGAACGCCCGAGUACGUAGCUCCAGAGGUUCUGAACUACGAGCCGAUCACCACAGCGACGGACCUGUGGAGCGUGGGCGUCAUCGCCUACAUGCUGGUGACGGGCGAGUCGCCGUUCCUCGGAGACGACAAGCAGGAGACGUACCUGAACGUGUCGCAGGUCAACGUGGACUACAGCUGCGACGCGCUGAGCCGCGUCUCCGAACUCGCCGUCGAUUUCAUCAGGAAGCUGCUGGUCAAGGCGCCAGAGGACCGACCCAGUGCCGCAGAGUGCCUCAGCCACCCGUGGCUGUGGCAGCAGCCGCCAUGCCUGAACCCGGAGCCGGUUCUGGUCCGGCCCGUCCGGGAGCGGAGCUGCGGCGCCAAGUGGGCGGCGCCGCUGGAGGACAAGGAGAACUUUCUAGACUCGCCCCAUUCUCACGCCAAGAGGUUCCGCCUGGAGGAGGAGACGACCGGAGACGGCGACUUCUGAAGACGCCUGAGGCGACGCGGCGCAGACGGCUUCUUCUUCUUCUGUUUUAAAUAGUUUUAAGCUCCAGAAGCUCUAAUCUGCUUCACUGAUCCUCCAGUCCAACCAAAGAUAACGGCUUCCUGUUUCUGUCCAGCAGCACUGCUGGACGCCUCCCCCAUGACGGCUGCACUGCAGCAUCUAUUUAGGGAAAUCUAUGCAGUUUGAAUCUAUGCCUUAAAGUAGGAAAACCUGUCGAGGUCACCUGGAAGAGCCGCCUGCUGCCGUCACCAGCAGAACCGUUCCUAACGCCGGCCGCUCUCCGCCGGAUCUCUGCACCCAAACGUAGCUCAGGGUUUAGUUGUAGAGCAGCUGAUGUUCGCACGCCGCGCUGCACACCGUUUCCUGUCAGGACGUACGGCGGCUAACAGCCGCAGCUAACGCCGAAAACUAGCUGCAAACACUUGAACGAUGAUAUUUCAAAACAAAAACAGAAAAACUCUACGAAGGAAACAAACAAAAUGGAAAACAGCAAAGACAUCCGGUAUGAAACGUUGUAAACUCAGUCCUCCGCUCCACUAGGGGGAGCCUGCAGUCGGUAAUAUUACUUACGAAAAUAUGCUGCUGUUCUAUAUUCUAAAAAACUAUUUGAAAAAGAUGUGAAGUAUUUCUUCCUUCCUCCAAAUUUCCUCCUGAGGGCCUGGCUCCAGAUGGUUUGGUGGUCGGCGCCCCCUGGUGGUCUGGAGGAUUUCAGUGGAGGAGCUAGCAGCGUUUCUGUUUCCUGCAGUUUGGGUUUUGCUGAUCGUUAGUUUUUGUGUUUGUCAGUUAGCAUCGUGUUCGCGCCGCUCAGCCUCCGUACGUCUCUUUCUCUGUAGCACUUACUUCCUGUGCAGGAAGGAAGGGGCGUGUCUGCAGCCAUUCCAGAGUGAUCAUCUCAGGGCGCCGCUCCGCCUGCCACAGGCCUGCUAUUGUUGUUAUUAUUAUUAAUGUUAUUUAUGUGCUGGACUGAUUCUGGAUGUUUUAUGAAACAAUGAGCUCAUGUCUUAAUGUUGGCCAAUUGUGGAGGGAAGCAGCUGAUUGAGGAGGCUUUUAUGCUGAAAGGAUCUGAAGGAAGUAGAAAAGUGUUGCAGGAAGAAUCUGAAGGAGUUUGAGUCGUUGGGCAGCUGCAGGAGAGAAACGAGGGAGCAGAGGAAGUGAGAGAGACGGCGUGCCACAGCGGCUGACCUCAUGACCUCACCGCAGGGGACAAAGGGCUCUGUGAGGACGCCCCGUCCCGGGACACCCCGCGCCGCCGCCGCAGGGAGCCGGCCUGACAUCAGCUGCUUCACUGGACCUACAUGUUUGUUCUGCUGAUUCCUCCUGUUCCAGUCAAAUCAGCCACAAGCACAGAGACCAACGGCUGAAAGGAUGUAACUUUAUUUUUAUGUUUUUUAAUGUUUGAGCGUAAUUACAUCUUCAACAGAAGAAAUAAUCUGUAAUCUGAUAACUGCUGGCUAAUCUGUAGGCGUCACAAAGCAAACUGGAAAAGCUCAUUAAAGUUGUAGAAAAC
Molecule: messenger RNA, 2881 nt
Organism: Poecilia latipinna (sailfin molly)
Lineage: Eukaryota; Metazoa; Chordata; Actinopteri; Cyprinodontiformes; Poeciliidae
Gene: stk17b
Product: serine/threonine kinase 17b (apoptosis-inducing)
Exons: 8
Coding region: 304-1356 (350 amino acids)
Biological process (GO): intracellular signal transduction; positive regulation of apoptotic process; protein phosphorylation
Cellular component (GO): nucleus
Molecular function (GO): protein serine/threonine kinase activity; ATP binding
Source: RefSeq, a predicted model, not a curated record